Molecule: messenger RNA, 1672 nt
Organism: Phaeodactylum tricornutum CCAP 1055/1
Lineage: Eukaryota; Bacillariophyta; Bacillariophyceae; Surirellales; Neidiaceae
Gene: COPdelta
Exons: 3
Coding region: 105-1643 (512 amino acids)
Biological process (GO): Golgi localization; retrograde vesicle-mediated transport, Golgi to endoplasmic reticulum; endoplasmic reticulum to Golgi vesicle-mediated transport
Cellular component (GO): cytosol; COPI vesicle coat
Source: RefSeq, a predicted model, not a curated record
CGAAUAGGCAUUGCCGUGACCCCACUCGUCCAAGCACGUUAUCGAACAAAACGUCCUUUUGGCUUUCCAACAGAGUCUCACCCGUCUUCUUCUUUAUCGGAAUCAUGGUUGUCCUUUCUGCCUCCGUCUGCACGAGACAGGGCAAAGCGCUUGUUUCGCGUCAGUUCGUGGAAAUGAACCGCUUGCGAGUGGAAGGCUUACUAGCCGCCUUUCCCAAGCUCGUAGGUCACACUUCGCAGAAUCAUACCUACGUCGAAACAGACUCCGUGCGUUAUGUGUAUCAGCCACUCGAGAAUCAAAUGUAUCUGUUAAUGAUCACCACAAAGACUUCCAACAUUGUGCAGGAUCUAGGGACCUUGCGUUUGCUCGCCAAGGUCGUUCCCGACAUUUGCGGAGGACUCCAGGAACACGCGAUCCACGAGAACGCUUUUGAUUUGAUCUUUGCCUUUGACGAAGUCCUGACGUCGGGAGGAUACAAGGAAGACGCCUCGCUGUCCUCCAUUCGAACCAAUCUACUCAUGGACAGUCACGAAGAAAAGAUACAUCUCGCGCUCAAGCAAUCCAAAGAAGACCAAGCCAAGGCAGAGAUGCAGCGCCAAGCCAAGACUAUCAAAGAGCGUCAAAUGGCGCAGUUGCGCAACAACAUGAUGCAAGGUGGUACUGGGCAAUCUCAACCGGGUUAUUCUCCCUAUCAUACUCCCGCCCCAGCCAUUCCGGAACCACCCAAGGUUCUGGCAAAAUCGGGUAUGAAGCUGGGAGGUGGUGCAGCGGGAGGCGGUCUCGGACUUGGCGGCAAUGGAAUGAAGAAAGAUGUCAUGGCCGCCAUGGCUGCGGAAGACAACCUGUUUGGCGGUACGGGUGCUGCCGGCGGUAAUGCGUUUGGUUUAAGUUCGGCACCACCAAAACAGACAGCAACCCCCUCCACUCCUCUUACACUUGUCAUGGAGGAAAAGGUUACCGUGCAAAUGAAUCGCGAAGGCGCCGUAGAAUCCGCUGAAGUCAAAGGAACGCUUACGUUGACCGCCAAUACUGAUGCUGGCGCCCUAGCUCUAGUCAACGUAAACAAAGCACAACUACCAGCCCAGUUUUCCUAUGCCACGCAUCCAAAGGUGGACAAAAAAGCUUACGAAACGUCAGGAACGUUGACACUCAAGGGAGGCAAAGGAUUUCCACUCAGCCGUGGAGUUGGCAUUCUACGUUGGUCCUAUGCUGGCGAUGAUGUGGCACCUUUGUCCAUUAACUGCUGGCCGGAAGAUGAAGGUGGCUCGAUCAAUGUCAACAUUGAAAUGGAAUUAACUCGAAAGGACCUUGUGUUGCAGGAUGUAAACAUACUGCUGCCGCUGGGGACAACGGAUGCACCGGUCGUCGAGUCGAUUGACGGUGUCUUUAAGCAUGACUCUCGCGCGGGCAUGAUGUGCUGGCAUUUUGAUCAAGUAGACGCCAACACCAACGCGACAGCGUCUAUGGAAUUUAGCAUCCCUGGCUCUGAUCCCGAUGCUUUCUUUCCCGUCCAAGUUGGCUUUCGUUCCGAAACGUUGCUGUGCCCUAUGGAAAUUACUUCCGUGACAAACUCUCAGUCCGGCGCCGCCAUUCCGCACAGUAUGACGAAGUCGUUUGCGCCAGAAGCUUAUACAUGUGCUUAAAAGUAUACUUACAGUUAGUCAUCAUUGAG